AUGGUGCUUCUCCCAGGCACUCGUGCGUCUAAUGAACAGACCGAACAGCUGAGGACAGUGCGCGCCCAGCUUCAAGACAAAGUCCGCGAUGACUGGAACUUCACCGGAGCUCCUUAUGUUCUUCCCUCAUACUACCCGGCCUCACUCCCGUCUGCCCCGUCUACGUGGAAUCACUCUUCUCAGCCGGUCGCAACUACACCUGUCGCCUCAUCUGCGGCCACUCCGUCUGCCGCCACACCAAAUGCAAGAGAAUGCGUCAAUGAGCACAUCAGACAAAACCCCAUCAACUUGCCCCCAAGGGACCAGCACCCGAUCCUCCCACCGACUNGGCGUCCACGCUACUACAGCGACGGUGAAGACUCGGCCUCAGACAACGAGAACGACAAUGCUCCGCCCGCCUUCGACACUCCCGACUCGGUCAGUACAGACCUGGAGGCUCGCAAGCAACGAAGACGCAGGCGUCGUCAACAGAGAUUCGAGAAUGAGAUGAGGGAGAACAUCGGCCUUGCCCAUUGGAGCGCUCAGAGGAACAAGUGGACUGGUGCCGAACAUAGAAACCUCGUCCAACAAGAUCGCUCCGCAACCAAACCGUCACCUGGACAACCUCAAUCUCCUCAGAUUCCGUCACCAGUGCCUACCACGUCCACAUCGUCCACUCUUACCGGAGCAGUCCCAGACACAGACUUGGUCAUCCCCGUAGCACCACCGCUGCUUCUCGAAAACCCCAUCCGCGACCGGAUAAACAAGAAUGCCUACUCGGACAUCUACACAAAGAUCAUCCUCCAAGGUCGCACUCCCUCCAUUCCCAUCAGCCUCACUGAUGUUACCCGCUCUUUGGUACACGGCUGGAAAGAAGAAGGCCAGUGGCCGCCAAAACCUACCCCCGCAGAGCCCAGUCUGGUCAAGAAAAAUGGACAUCCACACAUAAAAGGCAUGCUGGAAACAUNNCUGGGCAGACCAUUCCUCAAGGGUCAAGGAGUUCCUGUUGAGAAGGGUUCGGCACAAGGUCAGGUUUAG
This is a messenger RNA of Aureobasidium musti, 1017 nucleotides long. Lineage: Eukaryota; Fungi; Ascomycota; Dothideomycetes; Dothideales; Saccotheciaceae. The record is from the annotation of a GenBank genome assembly.